UGCGACGAAAUUAUCCCCGCAACAUCAGUCAAUAGAUGCCUAUCAAGCUGAAGGAAUCGCAAAUUUGAUCGAAGGUGCGGUUGCCACCAGUACUCGCACUCCAAUCGACCUCGAGCUUUAUUCGGCAACCGGUAAACAGCCUUCAUCAUGUCCACUCGUAAGACGAAGACAACUCGCUCUUCAGGACCUAUUAGAACUGAGGUCAGCUUCAGCACCACCUCCUCAUCGAAUGCUGGCGAUGAUUCCUUGUAAGUAUUGUUCAAUCUCGUCGCUUCUUGAAAACACCAGAACGCAAGAAAAAGAACAGCUCACAGGGCUCAACAGUCGUCUUGCCACUUAUAUUGAUAAAGUGCGUCAGUUAGAGGCCGAGAACAGCCGUCUCACCGUGCAGAUCAAGGACAUCGAAAUAAUCGAGAAGAAGGAAAGAAAUAACCUCGCUGAACGCUUUGAAGCCGAGCG
This is a messenger RNA of Ostertagia ostertagi, 459 nucleotides long. Lineage: Eukaryota; Metazoa; Nematoda; Chromadorea; Rhabditida; Trichostrongylidae. The record is from the annotation of a GenBank genome assembly.